AUGGAGGCAAAACCUUCAACUGAGAAGUUGGGGGAUGAGAAGGAAGGAGAGUACAUCAAACUCAAAGUCAUUGGACAGGACAGCAGUGAGAUUCACUUCAAAGUGAAAAUGACAACACAUCUCAAGAAACUCAAAGAAUCAUACUGUCAAAGACAGGGAGUUCCAAUGAUUUCACUCAGGUUUCUCUUUGAAGGUCAGAGAAUUGCUGAUAAUCACCCUCCAAAAGAACUAGGAAUGGAGGAAGAAGAUGGGAUUGAAAUUUAUCAGGAACAAACAGGGGGUCAUUCAGUGGUUUAG
This is a messenger RNA of Phacochoerus africanus (Common warthog), 297 nucleotides long. Its product is annotated as small ubiquitin-related modifier 1-like. The coding region runs from base 1 to 297 and encodes 98 amino acids. NCBI's taxonomy places the organism in Eukaryota, Metazoa, Chordata, Mammalia, Artiodactyla, Suidae. Gene Ontology annotation, biological process: protein sumoylation. The record is from RefSeq and is a predicted model, not a curated record. The transcript has a single exon. Gene Ontology annotation, molecular function: ubiquitin-like protein ligase binding; protein tag activity. Gene Ontology annotation, cellular component: nucleus; PML body.